This is a messenger RNA of Hippocampus comes (tiger tail seahorse), 1400 nucleotides long. It is a transcript of the gene rnf25, whose product is annotated as ring finger protein 25. The record is from RefSeq and is a predicted model, not a curated record. NCBI's taxonomy places the organism in Eukaryota, Metazoa, Chordata, Actinopteri, Syngnathiformes, Syngnathidae. Gene Ontology annotation, cellular component: nucleus. Gene Ontology annotation, biological process: protein ubiquitination. Gene Ontology annotation, molecular function: ubiquitin protein ligase activity; protein binding. The transcript is spliced from 10 exons. The coding region runs from base 74 to 1345 and encodes 423 amino acids.
GCACAAAGACGUCACGUGUGUGUAGUAAAGCGACCCUAGAAGAAGUAACAGCGGCGUCCUGAGGCAAACAAUCAUGGCGGCGACGGAGAGCGAGGUUCUGUGUGAGAUUGAGGUGCUGCAGUCCAUCUACUUGGAUGACCUGCGUGUCACCAGGACACACGACAGGCGUUGGGAGGUGAGCCUGGUUCUGUACCCGUCCACAGCCGAAGAUUCUGGAUCGCAGUUUGUCCGACUCGGCUUGACGCUAACUCUCGAUGACCAGUAUCCUUGCUCAUCUCCUGUCAUCUCCAUACACAACCCGCGAGGACUCUCUGACCACAAGCUCAGCAGCCUUCAGCGGAGUCUUGAGCUCGAAGCCGAGUCGUGCGUGGGCUCACCCGUCUUAUAUCAGCUGAUUGAGAAAGCCAAAGAAAUCUUGACUGAAAGCAACAUUCCCCACGGGAACUGUGUCAUCUGCUUGUACGGUUUCAAGGAGGGGGAGUCGUUCAGCAAGACGCGCUGCUAUCACUACUUCCACUCUCACUGCCUGGGUCGAUAUGCUCGCCACUCGGAGGAGGAGAUACGCCUCCGCCAGCAGGAGAUGGCAGACGACAAGACGGCCACGCAGCAUCAGGAGCUGACGGUGGUUUGUCCCGUGUGCCGCGAGCCUCUGACCUACGACCUGGGCCAGUUGAUGGCCAGCGCUGCGCCACAGCUGCCCGAGCUGGACGGCGCCGCCAUCCGCUCCAAAUUCCGGCAGAAGUGGCAAGAACUUGAGAAGGUUCUGGACAGGCAACGCAGUCGAGGAGGUGUCAUCGAUCCCGAGGAGGAGUCCAAUCGCUUCCUCAUCCACAUCAAUGAGGCUCCUCCACUUUCUCCUGAUGGCGACGGAGUUGUGGACCCUUCGCGAACCGCUACCUGUGAGCUUCCUCCCCCAGCGCAGCACUUUCCUCCGCCGCCAACGCAUUGCACAAGCACUCACGGGCAGCCUCAGGCCCACAAGCGCCACAGCCAUGGCAGGGGUCCCAGGAGAGGAAGCGGGCCCCGAAUGCAUCACAUCAAAGGUGGUGCCCCCAUCUCUGAACACCUGGACUCGCUCUGUCUAUCAUCGGACCCUGCCGAGGGAGCGCCCGGCACCACACGUGACAGCGUGCAUGCAAACUUGACUCUUCGCCAAACAGGAAGUCACCCUUCUUUUUCUUCUGACAAGCAUACGGCAGGGGGGCACACUCAGCGGGCUCGCAGAAGGGGCCCGCAACACGCGCCCCUCAGGGGGGCCCCUCAACACCACCGCUGGGACACUCGGGGACCGAGAAGGGGGGGGUCCUACCAGCAGAGGGUUGGGGGACCAGAGGAGGAGCUCUGACACACACUCUUGUGGUGUGGUGAUACAAAAUGAAAUAAAGCUAAUGAACUAAUUA